GGUAGAAAGUGCAGCUGUUCUCAUCAUAAGCAGUAUUAUUGAGCGGUAAACACACGGGGACCAGUGCGUUUAAAACAGGUUUCCGAGGGGACGCUGACGCUCAGCUUAUCUGGACAAGACUGAAGUUCAACAUGAUAACUCAACAUUAGCAAAACACCCAUAUUUAUUUUUAUAUAUGUAGUUUUUUUUUUUUUUAAAUAUAUUUUAAGUGAGCCUGGCCACGUGUGGGUGUAUUUAUAAGGGUUGUGUUGAGGUUUUUGACUACUUUGCGGUAGAAUGCAGGGCUGUGGUUCCCCCCGGAGGACCGGCGGCAGCAGCGGGGCGGCGGCGCUGCUGUGGCCGCUGCUCGGUGCGUGUCUCUGGGCUGCGGGGACCGGCUACAAGCCGGUCAUCAUCGUCCACGGCUUGUUCGACAGCUCCGCGGCUUUUAAGAACUUACAGCGGUUCAUCAACGAGUCUCAUCCGGGGACGAAUGUGACCAUCAUCGACCUGUUUGACCGAAGCGCCAGCCUAGAACCCUUGUGGAAACAGGUGGACGGAUUCAAGGACGCCAUUUACCCAAUAAUUCAAAACGCAGCAGACGGGGUCAACUUUAUCUGCUACUCUCAAGGUGGACUAGUUUGUCGAGGGAUCCUCUCCACUCUGCCCGAUCACAACGUGCACUCGUUCAUCUCUCUGUCCUCCCCUCAGGCAGGCCAGUAUGGAGACACAGACUACUUAAAAUACGUCUUCCCCAAGUUUAUGAAGUCAAACCUCUUUCACAUCUGUUACACUGCUCUUGGUCAGAAGAUAUCCAUCUGCAACUACUGGAACGAUCCCCACCACAGAGACCUGUACGUGAACAGCAGCGACUAUUUGGCUUUGCUCAACAGCGAGAAGCCAAAUCCAAAUGCAACAGAGUGGAAGAAGAACUUCCUCAAAAUCCAGAAGCUGGUGUUGAUUGGUGGACCGGAUGACGGAGUCAUCACUCCCUGGCAGUCGAGUCAGUUUGGGUUUUAUGACGACAAUGAGACGGUUGUUGAGAUGCAGCACCAAGAUCUGUUCUUGAGAGAUGUUUUCGGUCUGAAGACGCUGGCAGCUCGUGGAGAUCUGAUCCUGUGCUCCGUUCCGGGCGUCCCUCACACGCAGUGGCACUCCAACGAGACCGUGUUCCACACAUGCUUGGAGAAGUGGCUGGUGUAGAACCAGCAACUCCACACACACACCCUUUGCAGUUUAUUAAGCUCUCAGCUUCUUAUAUUUAGGAAUCAUCACUUCCACAAUCCUUGAAUACUCACAAGCAUCUGUGAGAGUAUUCUUGAGGAUGAAAUCUAGUUUUACUUUUUUUCUUGUUGCUUUUCUCCAGAGAUCAAACAGUUAUUUUAGGAUUUUUUUUUCAGUAAUCUCUGAGAUUGUUUGGCUUUUUUGUUAGAUAAAUACAGAUUAUUUAUGCUCAUCUAAUAAGCUACCAGCUUAUAUUUAAAGGACUAGUUUGGUGAUUUCAGGGGUUGAGGCUUGGAGAAGGAGGUGGAUAUCUCUCUAAGUCUGUUCUCUGAAUAAGAAAGAGCAGUCAUCAACUUUUAUUUUCAGUAACUGAAUCUUCCUACCAUCAACUCAGAACUACUGUACUUGUUUAUUUGUGUAGGUUUAGUUGCAAUUUGCCCAAACUGUAAAACUUCAGAGGAUGAGCUUAAAAGUGGUCAUAAGCAUUCAUUUUAUAUCAUUAUUAUAUAUAUUUUUUCAUAGCCAGGGUCAUUACCUUCCCCCUUGUUUCCAUCCGUACGCUGUCUGAGCCAGCUGGAGCUUCUGUUUUCAGACUUUGACUAAAGUCGGAGUUUGCAACAUAAAUACCCCACUUCUUCUUUUAAAGUUUUUCCUAUCAGGAAAAAAUAAAUAAAAAUCUAGCAAGGCCCUGAGAACUAGCAGAAAACUAAAUGUAUAUAGUGAUUAAGGCGUGCUGCCGCAGAUGUGAGAAAUGGCUGGAGACAAGUAGUUGUGCAUUUAGUGUUGUUACAUUCAGAAUUCCUCGACGCCUUCAGGUCACAUCUGUAGGUUUUUAAGGGUUUUAACCCGUAUAGGUUGUUAUUUUGCUUUGAUAAAACAACCCAAGUUUUAAGAAGCACCCCAGCAAUUCUCUGCUGGUCGUGGAAAAUACUUUUGUAUUUUCAAAACUGGUAAGAAACAGAUUAAUAAUCAAAAAAGAUUUCAGCAAACAAUGAUAUGUCUAGCUCUUGCAAAUAAAUUGGGGUUGAGCCACCCCUAAUUAGGAUAAUAGGAAACAUUUGAUGUUUUAUAUUAUUUUAUUUUAUUAUUUUUUUUACUGUUUGUGAUCACAAGACUAAAUCCUUAAAUAUUACCCAUGGUAAGCAGUAACGCCAAAUGCAGACCGUCUACUGUUAUUGUAGCUGCUCACAAUGAGAGGAGAUAAUCUCAUUGUAAAAAAAACUAAAUUUUGACUCAUAUUUUUAGACCGAUUGAGAGCAAAAAGUGAUUACCGUAAUUCCCAGACUAUUGAGCGCUAUAUAAGCCGCACCCACUAAAUUUUAAAACAAAACAGAUUUUGUACUUGUAUAAUUAUUAAAUAAUUAUCAUUAUAAAAUAUUGUCUAUAAGCCGCAGGUGUCCACGAGGCUAAAUGUAUUGACUGCAUGAAGCUCGUCACUCCCUUAAAAUUCAUAAAUUAGCCACAUUGUUGCCGCAGGGUUCAAAGCGCGUAACUAAAGUAGCGAUUCAUAGUUGGGAAAUUACAGUACUUACUAAGUUUACACUUACUUUUCUAAACUAGGUGUGAACUUGAAUGUGUCCAACCUUUCAACUUUAAUAUUCCCACUCAAGCCUUUUUGUUUAAAAGCCAGACGAACCUCAUUUUAUUCACUGUUACUAAAACGUGGCCCCACAAAUUUUACGGGCUGAGUGUGAGUUUGGGAACCACUCCAAAGUUAAAAACAAUUCAGUGACUGCAACCUUUUGCAGAACCAACCUUUAAACCA
Molecule: messenger RNA, 2968 nt
Organism: Cololabis saira (Pacific saury)
Lineage: Eukaryota; Metazoa; Chordata; Actinopteri; Beloniformes; Belonidae
Gene: ppt2b
Product: palmitoyl-protein thioesterase 2b
Exons: 8
Coding region: 277-1182 (301 amino acids)
Cellular component (GO): lysosome
Molecular function (GO): thiolester hydrolase activity
Source: RefSeq, a predicted model, not a curated record